Molecule: messenger RNA, 3333 nt
Organism: Tyto alba (common barn owl)
Lineage: Eukaryota; Metazoa; Chordata; Aves; Strigiformes; Tytonidae
Gene: CLPB
Product: caseinolytic mitochondrial matrix peptidase chaperone subunit B
Exons: 16
Coding region: 30-2879 (949 amino acids)
Biological process (GO): cellular response to heat
Cellular component (GO): cytoplasm; mitochondrion
Molecular function (GO): ATP hydrolysis activity; ATP binding; protein binding
Source: RefSeq, a predicted model, not a curated record
ACGUGCGGAGCGGCGUUAUCCCGGGGACGAUGCUGGUCUCUCUGGCGUCCCGCCCGCCACCACCGGGGCUGGUGCGGCUCCUCCGGGCGCGGUUGUCGCCGUCGCGGGCGACCUACGGGACUCCGGGGGUGGCUGAAGGGGCUGGGACCGCUGGGCUGCGGCCGCUCCCGCCUCCGUCCGCCAGGGGGAGCCGCGAGCCCCUGCCGCCCAGCGCGGGGCGGCCAUGGCGGGGCGGGCCCGGGGGGGGGCGACCCCCGGGAACGGGGACGGGCCCGGGCCCGGGGGGCUCCCCCUUAGCAACGGGGGGCUGCCCCCUAGCAACGGGGUCAGACCCCCGGGGCUCCCCCCUAGCUGUGGGGCCGGGCCUGGGGAGCUCCCCCUUAGAAUUGGGGCCAAGCGCCGGGGGUACCCCACUAGCAACGGGGCUGGGUCCGGGGGGCUCUCCCUUAGCAAUGGGGCCGGGCCUGGAGAGCUCUCCCAUAGAACUGGGGCCUAUCCCUGGGGGUACCCCCUUAGCAAUGAGGCCAGGCCGGAGGAGCUCCCCCCUAACAGUGGGGCCAGGCCUGGGGGGCUCCCCCUUAGCAAUGGGGCCAGGCCCCGGGGGUACCCCACUAGCAAUGGGGUUGGGCCUGAGGGGCUCACCCCUAGCAGUGGGGCCAGGCCUGGGGAGCUCCCCCUUAGCAAUGGGGCCAGACCCUGGGGGCUCCCCCUUAGCAAUGGGGCCAGACCCUGGGGGCUCCCCCUUAGCAAUGGGGCCAGACCCUGGGGGCUCCCCCUUAGCAAUGGGGCCAGACCCUGGGGGCUCCCCCUUAGCAAUGGGGCCAGACCCCGGGGGCUCCCCCUUAGCAAUAGGGCCAGGCCCAGGGGGUACCCCCCUAGCAGUGGGGAGGUCCCCAUUAGCAGUGGAGCCAGACCCAGGGAACACCCCCAUAGAUCUGGGCCCAGGCCUAAAGGGGGCCCCCAUGGCGGAGGGGCUGCAGGUCCCAGAGCUGACCCAGCUGCAGACCCCCAGACCACGCAGCACCGGCCUGGCUGGCGCAGGUUGUCCUGUGCUGGGGCUGUCCGGCCUCGCGGUGCCCCUUGGAGAGCCAGCACCACGGCCCUCGGGUGCUGAGCGACGCUGCCGUCGCAGAGGAGACCCCAGUGGGCAUCGGAGCGGAGACGGGAGCUGCCCCCCGGGAGCUGCGGUGCCUGCCCUCAUCGCUGCGCUGGCGUACUGCUACAUGAGGGACCACUUGUCCAAGGAAGAUGCUCUGCUGGAAGCUGCAAGGAUCAACAACGUUUCAGAAGUCAACAGGUUGUUGCUGGAGGGCGCAGACGUGAACGCGAGGCACAGGCUUGGCUGGACUGCUCUCAUGGUGGCAGCUAUCAGCAGGAACUCCAGUGUGGUGAAGAUCCUGCUCGCGGCUAAAGCAGAUCCAAACCUUGGAGAUGAUUUCAGCAGCGUGUAUGAGACUGCCAAGGAAAAAGGCCUCCAUUCUUUGGAAGUCCUUGUGACCCGGGAGGAUGACUUCAACAACCGCCUGAACAUCCGAGCCAAUUUCAAGGGCUGCACAGCUCUACACUACGCAGUACUGGCUGACGACUACCUGACGGUCAAGUUGCUGCUGGAUGGAGGUGCCAACCCCCUGCAGAAGAACGAAAUGGGACACACACCCCUGGACUACGCCCGUGAAGGGGAGGUCAUGAGCCUUUUGAAAGCGUCCCAGACGAAGUUCCAGGAGGAGCAACGCAGGAGGGAGGUGGAGGAACGCCGGAGGUUUCCUCUGGAGCAACGGCUAAAAGAGCACAUCAUCGGUCAGGAGAGCGCAAUAGCGACGGUGGGAGCAGCUAUUCGGAGGAAGGAAAAUGGCUGGUAUGAUGAGGAACACCCGCUGGUCUUUCUUUUCUUGGGAUCAUCUGGAAUAGGUAAAACCGAGCUGGCCAAGCAGACAGCCAAGUACAUCCAUAAGGAUGUCAAGAAGGGUUUCAUCAGACUGGACAUGUCAGAGUUCCAGGAGAGGCACGAGGUCGCCAAGUUUAUCGGCUCUCCGCCUGGCUACGUGGGCCAUGAAGAGGGCGGGCAGCUCACCAAAAAGCUGAGGCAGUGUCCAAAUGCCGUGGUGCUCUUCGAUGAGGUUGACAAAGCCCACCCAGAUGUCCUCACCAUCAUGCUGCAGCUGUUCGAUGAGGGCAGGCUGACGGAUGGGAAGGGAAAGACCAUCGACUGCAAGGAUGCCAUCUUCAUCAUGACCUCCAAUGUGGCAAGCGAUGAGAUCGCCCAGCACGCUCUGCAGCUCCGACAAGAGGCCAUGGAGAUGAGCAAGAAAAGGAUCGCAGAAAACUUAGAGGACGUCCAGAUGUCCGACAAGAUAACCAUCUCCAAGCAGUUCAAGGAAAAGGUUAUUCGCCCCAUCUUGAAGGCUCACUUCAGGCGAGACGAGUUCCUGGGGAGGAUCAAUGAGGUUGUCUAUUUUCUGCCUUUUUGCCACUCGGAACUCAUCCAGCUUGUCAACAAGGAGCUGAAUUUUUGGGCCAAGAAGGCCAAGGCGAGGCACAACAUCACCCUGCUGUGGGACAGGGAGGUCAUGGACGUGCUGGCUGACGGCUACAACCUGCACUACGGUGCCCGGUCUAUCAAACACGAGGUGGAGCGGCGCGUGGUGAACCAGCUGGCAGCUGCCUACGAGCAGGACCUGCUGCCCAGGGGCUGCACCUUGAGGAUCACGGUGGAGGACUCGGACAAGCAGCUCCUGAAAACCAAGGACAGCUCUUCCCCCGGAGCGGAAAAAUCAAAGAUGCCGACCCUGCGGUUGGAGAUAGUGGAGAAAGACAGCAAAUCCCGAAAACUGGACAUCCAAGCGCCUCUGAACCCCGAAAACAUCACUUACUUCUUGUAGGCAGCGACGAGCCCCGGCAAUAAAACGCCGUGAGCCUCGGCGAGGGCAGGCGGGAGGUGGGGAGGGGGGCAACGCCGUGCUCCCCCCCGCCGCCCCGGAGCCGGGCACGGGCAGGCAGGAGCUGCCCCACCAGCCUGCACCUCUUGGGGGGUGGCGAGGUGCCUCGGGGACGUUUUGGUGGAGGGUCCUGACAGGGAGGGGGGGGAGUUAAUUUGGCACUGGAGAAGGUGUUGGGGCUUUUUUAAGAAAAAGGGGGAAAGCAGAUUUCAGCCUGGCUGGGGAGGGGGGGGAUUUGUCAUUCCCUAAAGCGGAGGCUGGGUUGGACAGCGGCUGGCAAGGGGGUGGGACAGGGACGGGGCGUGCCACCGCUGGAUUUUAAAAGCCACCAGACACUCCUGACUCUGUACGUCGCCCUCUUCUCUUUAUUUAUUCCAAUAAACGCGGUGUGCACAGA